Messenger RNA from Bathycoccus prasinos, 1260 nucleotides. RefSeq lists its product with no specific name. NCBI's taxonomy places the organism in Eukaryota, Viridiplantae, Chlorophyta, Mamiellophyceae, Mamiellales, Bathycoccaceae. The transcript has a single exon. Bases 1 to 1260 code for a protein of 419 amino acids. The record is from RefSeq and is a predicted model, not a curated record.
AUGCCUCUUCUUUAUCAGUAUCAUCAUCAUCGUGAUGAUGAUUCACCACCAUCAUCAUCAUCCAACAACAACAACAACAACAACAACAACAACAACAACAACAACAACACAACAUUAAAGAAGAUUGAAAAAAUCUCAAAAGUUUUACACGCGUUGUUUUUAACGACGGAAACGACGAUGCAUUGUAAUAACAACAACGAUGAUGAUGAGAAGAAGACAAAGAAGAAGAAGAAAGAGGACGAGUAUCGAGUUUUGAAGAUAACAGACAACGGCUUUUGUGGCCCGUUAACGAAAAUGACAAAAGAGAAAACUUUCCAAUUGGAAAAGCAUCGUCUCAAAGGGGGUGUUCGUCCCCCUCUUUUAGUGACAAAAUACGCGAGUGUUUGGGAGCAAAAAAAGUACAACAACAACGUGAACAAUGAAUUCUCCUCGGAAGAAGGAGAACACUACCGCGAUGUGCUCUCCUUGGCGAGAAUGAGCGAGCAGUUUCAAUCACGAGUCGUGGCUUUGCAUCGCGUGAAAGAGCUCUCGUCAUCGAUACAACCUUUGACAACAACAACAACAACAGACGAAGAGGAAGAACAACAACAACAACAACAACAACAACAACAACAGGAGAGAGAAGAGGAUGUUGAUUUUUUACUCGCGACGCAUAUUUUCGCGCCGGGUUCGAUGAAAGCGAAACAUAUAGUGGAAGUGCUGGACGGUACUAUCGCUCAUAACGGAGGUAACGAGAAGAGUGUGAUAAAGAAGAAACGAGAGGUGUACGCUUUGACGACGGCUUUGAGAAGCUUGAACGGCUUGGCGCGGUAUGUACAGAUGCCUCCCAUGAAAGAAGAGGAUAAAAAAGAGACCCACGAAAGGUUACGCGCGGAAGCGAAGAGGAAGAGAUGUUUAGUUUUACAGUCAAAGAAGACGAUUAUUGAAGCGUAUAAGGAAAUGAUGUUGACGACGCCGAAGAGUUCUAAAAUGGCUGACGAGAAGAAAACUUCUCAACAAAAAUCAACCGCCGUCGAAAAAGGAGAACGACAAACGUCCGCGACCACAAAGGAAACAAAAGAACAACAACAGACGAAUAGAAGUGAAAAGAGAAAGGAAGAGAAACCACAACACGAGAAUAAAGUCGUCGCUCCUAAAAAGACCGUCGUCGUCGUCCCAGUCGUCGCGACGAACCUUCCGCCGAAAGGCAGAAAACAAAAGAGGACGCCGUUUUCACCGCCUCGGAUCUUUGGACAAGAGAUUACGAACAACUACAACUAA